AUGGGUUACUACGAUGCUAUAUGCACACUGGAUACUUUAGAUGGUGCAGAACAAGUUUCUUUCACUAAAAACCAACUAGCCUUUCUAGUGGAAGAGGAAAUACAACAGAGGAAAGAUAGAGACGAGUUGAAACCUAAGGAUACAGUUGAAGGAAGACGUGUGCCAGUUCAUGAAUACUUAGGUCCACUCUCACCUAAGCAGGCAGAAGCAGCUGCAUUUGCAGAGUAUCAUUGGGACCACCAAUUGCUUGGUCCAUACGUGCCAAAAUCGAAAUUAGAGUCUUUAUCGGCCAACGAAUUUGCAGCGUACUUUAGGAAGAGGCAAUUUGAAGAGGGAAGAAAGGCCUUAGAACGUGUAAGCAUGGUACCUGCCAUUGAUCUACCCAUAAUGGGUGGUGGUAACCCAUAUGGAGCUGCCCCACACAAACAAAAACACUAUAGGAAUUAA
Messenger RNA from Kluyveromyces lactis, 447 nucleotides. It is a transcript of the gene LDB7, whose product is annotated as Ldb7p. Gene Ontology annotation, biological process: chromatin remodeling. NCBI's taxonomy places the organism in Eukaryota, Fungi, Ascomycota, Saccharomycetes, Saccharomycetales, Saccharomycetaceae. Gene Ontology annotation, cellular component: RSC-type complex. The coding region runs from base 1 to 447 and encodes 148 amino acids. The transcript has a single exon. The record is from RefSeq and is a predicted model, not a curated record.